CUACUUCUUCUGCUGCGAUGUUGUUUUGGGUCGACCUUAGAUCCAAUGUCCUGGGUGGUGAUCCGAACAAAGGAUCCGCUUCGGGAAAGUCGUAUUCCUGGUCAUAAUGUUGGGACUCACUCCCUGGAGCAUUUCUACACUGCAUCUUCUGAAUUUCAUAACUUCCCAGAGUUUAUGGUUGUGGGGAUGGUGGAUGGUGUUCAGAUGGUUCACUAUGACAGCAACAUCCAGAAAGCGGUGCCCGAAAAGGACUGGAUGAAGCAGACAGACACAGAGUUCUGGGAGAAGGAGAGAGAGAAUUUCUUUUAUUCCCAGCAGUCAUUCAAAGCGGAAGUCGCUAAUCUAAAGCAGCAUUUGAACCAAAGUGGAGUCCACAUUCUCCAGUACAUGUAUGGCUGCUCACGGGAUGAUGAGACUGAACAGACAGAGGGGUUUGGACAGCUGGGUUAUAAUGGGGAGAACUUCCUUGAGUACGACAUGAAGACAUUAACUUGGAAAUCUCGUAAACCGCAAGCUAAUUUCAUGCAGGAUGAGUGGAACAGUGACAUCAGUAGACUGGGCUUCUGGAAGAACUACUUCUCCCAGACCUGCAUUGAUUGCCUGAAGAAGCAGGUGGACAAUGGGAAGAGCACUCUGAUGAGGACAGUCCCUCCCUCAGUGUCUCUGCUCCAGAAGACCCCCUCCUCUCCAGUGACCUGCCACGCUACAGGUUUCUACCCCAGUGGAGUCAUGGUGUUCUGGCAGAAAUAUGGAAAAUACCAACAUGAAGAUGUGGAGCAUGGAGAGAUUCUCUUCAACGAUGAUGAAACCUUCCAGAAAAGCACCCACCUCACAGUGACGCCUGAGGGGUGGAAGAACAACAACAAGUAUCAGUGUGUGGUUCAGGUCACUGGUAUCAAGGAGGUCUUCAUCAAGGUUCUGACUGAGUCUGAGAUCCAGACCAACUGGAAGGACCCAUCCCCCAACAUUGUCCUCCACAUUGGAGUGGUGGUUGCUCUCCUCCUGGUUGUUGUUGCUGUUGGGGUCAUCAUUUGGAAGAGUAAGAAAGGGUUUGUUCCAGCCAGCACUUCCUGACUGGGACAACUCUGGGCAAGGUUUCCUGAAGAUUUGAGAAACCUCUGCACCUCUGCUUCUGUUACAUCAGACUAAGCCACUUAAGAUGUCCUCAUAUUAAUGAGCAAACUAGAGAUACAACUACUACCACACUGGAACAUACUGCUUACUGUUUGGAAUGUGUUUAUGUGUGUAACCUCUCUUUUCUCAUGUGUUUUAGGAAGCAACAAACUUCUCAAAAACAUGACAUAUACGUAUACUUACACAUCAGUCACACACACUCCAUAUACAGUGCCUUGCGAAAGUAUUCGGACCCCUUGAACUUUGCGACCUUUUGCCACAUUUCAGGCUUCAAACAUAAAGAUAUAAAACUGUAUUUUUUUGUGAAGAAUCAACAACAAGUGGGACACAAUCAUGAAGUGGAAUUACAUUUAUUGGAUAUUUCAAACUUUUUUUAACAAAUCAAAAACUGAAAAAUUGGGCGUGCAAAAUUAUUAAGGACUGCAUUUUACUUUCUACUUAAACUGUUGCUAAUGAGGUUACUUGACCUUUUAGUAGGCUAAAGCAUUUGACUGAACCUCUUCAAGUUACUGAGUUGUCAAGUCACAGCUCUCAUCCCACUUUAAAGAGCAAAUUAAAGUCAAGGUUUGUAUUUGUCACGA
Oncorhynchus tshawytscha (Chinook salmon) is the source of this 1715-nucleotide messenger RNA. Its product is annotated as BOLA class I histocompatibility antigen, alpha chain BL3-7-like. NCBI's taxonomy places the organism in Eukaryota, Metazoa, Chordata, Actinopteri, Salmoniformes, Salmonidae. The record is from RefSeq and is a predicted model, not a curated record. The transcript is spliced from 7 exons. Bases 46 to 1074 code for a protein of 342 amino acids. Gene Ontology annotation, cellular component: external side of plasma membrane. Gene Ontology annotation, biological process: immune response.